UCUUCGUCGUUGUUCGUCACACUGAGGCUCAGUAGAGAAAAACCCUAAACAUUUACCGGCGAGAGAUGAGUCUCAUCCGUAACGCGAUCAGAUCGAGUUUCAGCCUCCGGACGUCGGAUCCGGUGAUCAGUCGUAACUCUCUCCCAUUUCUUCAGGAAUCGCGGAAAUGUCUAUCCACCACCGUCGCAGAGCAGCCUCCUUCCUCUCCGUCACCACCGCUGCCGGGAAGUUUUCCGGUUGACGGAAUAAAGAAGCCUGCGUCAGAAGGGAAGUUGUAUGGGAAGUUUUCAGGCUUCUCAAAACAUACGCUGAGGAGUGAUGUCAUGAACAUACUUGAAGGAUGCAAUGUGACAUCAGAUGAUCUCAAAUUCAGCUAUAUGCGUGGUGGAAACUUGAAUCCUGCUGGAGUUUAUGUGCAGUUCCCUUCCCGCUCCUCGUAUGAUAGUGCAAUGCGGGCGAUUGCCAAGAAGGGAAGGCUAUACAGAUUAGAAAGGGCUACUCAGUCUCAGUGGGAUCCCAUUGUUCCUUAUCAAGGCAAAGUGGUUGCGUUACAUGGGCUUCCGCCGAAUGCUAUAAUAGAAGACAUAGAUAGGUUCUUAUCCGGAUGUCUUUAUCAUCCUGGAUCCAUCCAGUUCCUCACCAUUCAAGGACUGGGGAGUCCUAAGAGGGUGGCACUGGUACGUUUCACAUCACAGACCCAGGCGAUGAAUGCAUACAUUACAAAGAAUAGGAACUUCCUUCUCAACCAACGAAUCACGUUGCAAGUUCUGCAGUAAUUUUCUUAGUUCCCUUUUCAUUCUCAUGGUGUAUUACAAUGGAAAGAAAUCCUGUGUCUUUCCUGUUUGGAUGGUCUAGAUCAAUUUGAUUCUCUGAGAUUUUAUCUGCAAACUCCAUGAUUCUGAAAUUACAGUUGUCCAUUUUUUUCUGGUUCGGUUUGAAGUUCACAAAUAAAAAACUUCUUGGUGU
This is a messenger RNA of Brassica oleracea var. oleracea, 966 nucleotides long. RefSeq lists its product as uncharacterized. NCBI's taxonomy places the organism in Eukaryota, Viridiplantae, Streptophyta, Magnoliopsida, Brassicales, Brassicaceae. The transcript is spliced from 6 exons. Gene Ontology annotation, molecular function: nucleic acid binding. The coding region runs from base 66 to 776 and encodes 236 amino acids. The record is from RefSeq and is a predicted model, not a curated record.